AUGGCGUCUGAACGAGCCAAAAAGGCGAAGGAUAGAGGGAACAAACUUUUCAAAGAUGGAAAACUAGCAGAUCUUCUAAAACACCAGACUCAGUCUCGUCAGGCCGAAAGAGUCGACUCAACCAAUCCCGUCUACCCCUCAAAUCUCAGUGCCGCACUCUACGAAGUAGGCCUUUAUGCCGACUCUAUCAACGCGAUCCUGCGCUCCUGGGUGCUCAAACCAGAGCCAGCCCUCGCCAUCAGAUUGUCGACGCGUUUAGCGAAGUCUCUGGCGCAUGGAAUCCAGGACGGGAUGUUCAACGCGUCCGUGGUCCAACAGAACGCAGAUGGGAUCAAACAGCUUGAAGAUCUGUCGACAAAGGACGCCGGUGCAGAGAAUGUGCAGGCAUGGAAGAUGUGGCGCAGUGUCCGAGCAGGACUGGAGCAUCACACAGAUUUAUCUCAUGAAGCCAAAGUCAGGCUGUCGAAGAUGCCUAUUUAUAAAAUGAUGCCAGAUCCUCAUCUGACCUUUUGGAUCUUUGGCACAGACGAUGUCAUCUCUCUCCUGGACGGCUGGGGCCCGAACAACGAGGAUCGCCUGAACCUUCGUUCCUUCAGCAAAGAGCAUAUUUCGCAGCUAUCGUUUCUGAUAGCAGGAGUCGGCGAUGCUCGCCAUGCGUUUGGAACGAUCAUCGGUUUGGGCAAGGCUCGAGAAAAGCUCACCGGCGCUUUGAAGAAAGGGCUGAGGGCUCACAUUAUGCUUCUCGACAUACAUUUUGGAACCAUCGCGCGGGAUCUCCUUCUGUUCUUGCUUAUCGCUCAUUUACAUCUACAUGGUUGGGUUAUACCAUCUUAUUGCUAUGAUCGGCUCAUGAAACUUUGCGAGGAUGCUAAAGCCCGCCUACUCGAAGAUCCGCCGCGUCUACCCUCCUGGAUCCACCUCGACAGAGGGUCUAUCAAACCCGUCAUCAGAGCGCUAGACUACUGGCUCACAGACAAGUCCAAAACCGCCUCUGGCCUCCUCGAGCACAUGACGCACGUCUCCUCUGCAGACAGCGUCAAGUGUAUGAUGUCCAUGGGCAUGAUGGGCAUGGCUAGCAUCCCGGGCUUUGACCCUAUGGCCAAGUUCCGGGCGGAUGCUGAGGACGCGCUCAGGAAGAUCGGAGACGCGACACUGCAGCUGUGGUUGCCGGAAAAGUGGGGUGCGCCGAAGGGUACGGGGCGCGAGUGGAUAAAGUGGAAGAGGGAGAAUAGGGAAAAGUUGAUUGCGUUGCUCGUUGAGAUGCAGUUGAACAAGAAUAUGGAGUAUGGGCUGGUGGGGGAGGAGCUGGGGUAUAAGCAGAUCAAUGCGUUUGUGGCCCCGCCGGAGUUGAGAGAGAGGAGACAUCCGGAGUUUGUGGAUAUUGAGGAUGUCAACAAUCUCGAUGAUGAUAAGGCGCAGACGAAGGAGUUUAAAAAGAUCGGAAAGACCAUCCUAAAGACAUGGAAACCCAACAUCACGCUUCUCGACGGUUCAAAAGACGGGUACAUGAGCGCAGACAUGGACGCGUUCAGCAUCGUCCGUAGCAUAGCGGCAUUCAACCAAGCAGAAGGCUUCCAGCAACUCGAACUCGUCUCGCGUUCUGAUUGCCCUUCGUUCCUGACGAUGUCGGGCUUCUUCCGAGCAGUCGUUGAAACGAUGAAAUCCCUCGGCGGAAAGCUUCAGGUAGAACUUAUCGUCGGAGAGAUUUGUCAAGAGCUCUCUAAGGUCCGUCUCGGGACGGAUUCGAGGCCCGGCCACUUCCCAAAGAAGUUUACGAGGAUCUGGUUGAGCAACAUCCCGGAUUACACGAACGGCACUCUGAACACCGCCACCUACAUCCUCCCAGCUCUCCAGGAGGAUAACUCGUCAGUGGGAGCAAACUGUUUGUUCAAUUCUCCCAUAUGGAAAAGUGACGACGAAUACUGCUACAAUUACACCCUUCUCCUGCCGAAAGACCUCCAGCGAUAUCUUGGUGUCCGAACCUUGAAUAACAAAGCGAUCAUGGACGUCUUGACAUUGGCUCCAAACCCCCUUCCACGACCGCUCGCCUCACUCGCCUCUCGCGAACACUUCCUCUCGUGGCUAACCAACCUGCUCGUCUAUCACGUCGUGCCAGGCAAGGCGCAACCCCGCCCGAACACGGUCAAGCAGCCCAACAACCUCGUCUGCUUCGUACGUCUCCUGGUUGAGCUGCGGAACGUCGGCUAUCCAGCGCACUGGCUCUCUGAGUUCCUGCAGGGUGUGCUGAGUGGCACACUCACGACUGACCGACUGGCGUACAAGAAGGAAUUACCGCGCCCGGUCAGCGAGAUGCAGGAGCGCACGGCGGUGCACCGUGUCCGCCUCGACCCGUGGCAUGCCGAACUUGAAAUGAUCCUCGCGUCGGCGAGGCAUGGACUGCCAUUUGCUGUGAACCUCCCAGAGGGGUACGCGAGCAGCGUUGACAACAUUGGGUAUUUCAAAGCGAGUGUGGUGCCCAACAUGGCGUUUGGGAGCAGCUUUGGGCUACCACCGCAGGACAACGUCGUUGCGCUGCUGUUUUACACGACCGCGAGCGAGCUCCACCCGCGCUCUGUCGAUGACUUCCUGGGAAGUUUGCACGCCGUGGUUGAUGGCGCCACUAUCCCACCUCCUGGGAUGUUCCAUAUAUUCACGACGCAAGAGUUUGUGGACCUCAAUAUGCGGGAGGUCCGCUGGAGGAUGAGCAAAUCCCUCGCUGCGAAGAUGAGGCGAGAGAGGUGGUCCAUGGUGCUCUGGCGCAUGGACUUCUACGUGUGCACAACUUCCCCGUGCUCUGCAAUUUCCUGGCAGAACGUCGACAGCCCCGUAUAA
This is a messenger RNA of Cyclocybe aegerita, 2832 nucleotides long. The record is from the annotation of a GenBank genome assembly. Lineage: Eukaryota; Fungi; Basidiomycota; Agaricomycetes; Agaricales; Hemipholiotaceae.